AUCAACCUUCUUCUCCCUCUCUCACACUCUGUUUAUCAUCCAUCAUUCAUUCAUUUGGCUUUUUAUUUUAUUUUUAUAUCUCCCAAAAUUGUGAAACUGCAAAUCGUACUACUCCUCCUUCUCUCUUUCUCUCUGUGUAGUCCAUACUAUAUCGAAAAGUUAUGAACUGGUUACCUGAGGAGGAGUUAAAAGGUCUCUCAGACAAUUUCUUCGAUGAUUUCAUCGACCAUAUUGAUUUUCCGCUAGAAGACAUCGAUACCACCAAUGGCGAGGGAGGUGAUUGGGACGCUCAGUUUAAAGAACUCGAGCCUCCUCCCAUGGAUAUGUUUACUAGUUUCCCCUCUGAGUUCAACUCUUGUGCUGCCAUUAAGGCCGGGACUCAGAAGGCCUUGCCUGUUUUGAAACAGUCCGGUUCAUCUGCAGCCUUGUCUGGCAUAAAUAGCACUGUCCAGCAAUCUUCAUCAUCACAUCCUGAGGUCAAAGUCUCUAAGCUGUUUCAGUCUUCAAGCCCAGUGUCAGUUCUUGAGAGCAGCGACGGUUCUUUCUCGCCACAGAACUCCACAUCUCAGAGAUUGUCUUUUCCUGUUAAAGGCGUGAGAAGCAAGCGCAGACGCCCCACUACACUGAGACUUGGAUACAUUUACCCUUUUGAGCCUGAGAAGUUAAUCCCCCCGGGGGAAUCAGAGUCCGAGACUUACUAUUCUUCUUCUGAGCAGCAUGCCAAGAAGAAACGCAAGAUAUCCCCGAGCAGCAGCUACUCAUCAGCGUCAUCGAGUUCUGAGGGAUUAAACUCUGAUGGGAUAGUUUGGAAAUGCACUCACUGUGAGACAACCAAGACUCCUCAGUGGAGGGAAGGGCCCAAUGGGCCAAAGACCCUCUGCAACGCGUGCGGGGUCAGGUUCAGAUCAGGCCGUUUAGUUCCUGAGUAUAGACCAGCGUCAAGCCCGACCUUCAUCCCAUCUGUGCAUUCUAACUCACACAGGAAGAUCAUAGAGAUGAGGAGGAAGGAAGGUGAUCAGUUUGAUGACACACCAGCAUGGUGAUAUCCGGAGCGUAAAGAUAGAGAACAGAGGGAAGUUUUGAGUUGGUCUCUGAAAGUUGAUGAUCCGCAGAUAUGGGAACUCACUCUCUGCAGGAGGAGAAUAGUAUACAAGUAGAGUGUUGUUAGUGACUGUUUUUUUUAAAGAAAUAUCUAAUGAAGAGAGUUUAGAGGUGUAUUAUUGUUACAUAGUAUUUGUUUUAUUAUGUGUCUCUAUCAUAUUAUGCUCCGUUCCA
Raphanus sativus (radish) is the source of this 1275-nucleotide messenger RNA. RefSeq names its product GATA transcription factor 11. Gene Ontology annotation, molecular function: zinc ion binding; sequence-specific DNA binding. NCBI's taxonomy places the organism in Eukaryota, Viridiplantae, Streptophyta, Magnoliopsida, Brassicales, Brassicaceae. The record is from RefSeq and is a predicted model, not a curated record. The transcript has 3 exons. Bases 162 to 1043 code for a protein of 293 amino acids. Gene Ontology annotation, biological process: regulation of DNA-templated transcription.